This is a messenger RNA of Parastagonospora nodorum SN15, 366 nucleotides long. RefSeq lists its product as hypothetical. The record is from RefSeq and is a predicted model, not a curated record. Bases 1 to 366 code for a protein of 121 amino acids. The transcript has 2 exons. Lineage: Eukaryota; Fungi; Ascomycota; Dothideomycetes; Pleosporales; Phaeosphaeriaceae.
AUGUCAAUACUGCCGCUUGCGAAUAAGCCAUUCAAGCCCUCCAAUCAAGAUCUGGGAGAGAAGCCGUGGAAAUACCGUGGGUACCAUCAAUUCACUUCUUUCGUAGCAUCAGACGAUACCUUCUUUGUCUUACGGCGCUUUGGCAAGUUGUCGGCAAGAAUUUUGCUUAGUCUCCAGGACGAAAUCUCGGAGCUCGAGAGCAAGCUAGAGUCUCUGGAGAGUCUUUUUGCGCAUCCGAAUACACCAGAUACGCACAACGGGACAUUCAGAGGGGAGAUAUCACAAGACAGGAAGCGUUACAUCUCAAGCAUCAACAAAAAGCUCAGGGACUAUACUCCGAUCGAGACCAGAGAUUCGAGAGAUUGA